UUUCUUUCUUUCUUUCUUUCUUUCGUUUUUUUCCUUUUGAGCGUCCCGGUCAAGGCCAUCGUCGGAAAGACGAACAAGAGUUUACUUUUGCAAGCUCCACGAGUAAGUAAUCAAGAGAUCUCUUCCUAUAGCUUGUGCGUAGUGAACUCUUGGCCGCGCUGCCUGAGGAGAAGUUUUUGAGACAUGAAUCGCAAGGUCUUGGAAUGAUGCUGUGUGGCCAAGCUCAGGCGCGUUUUUUGCUUCAAAUUUUUGGAAAGACUCUCUUUUAUAGAAUAAAAAGAGCCAACUUUUGGAGAUGGACUCUGGUUUUUAGGGCUCCUCGCGAUGGCUGCUCCUGGGUCGUUGCUACUUUCCCGUCUCAUGGGAAGGGAAAGCAACGACCAGACUGAUGAAACAGAUGCCCGCAUUUUCAUCUCUGGAACUUCUCUCAAGGUGUCUAAUCCUCCUCUCAGCUCCGAUGGUUGUAGCGAGCUGUUGCAAGCAGUGGAAAACAGCCAAACUGUGAUCACGGAGAUCGAUCUUUCCGGAUGCAAUAUCAGCAAAGCAGAUGAGCUAGCAGAACUUAUCAGAAGCUGUGAACACCUCCAAAGACUCCUGCUGGAAGGUAACAGCAUCGGAUUAGCUCGCACCGGGAUAUUAUCUCUAACAUCGGCUAUUGCUCUCAGCUCCACUCUCACGGAGCUGGAUCUGCGAAACAACAGAAUAGGGCCGUCUUUCGCUGCUGCUUUGGCAAAUGCUAUUCGUGGGACUCGUUCCCUCUGCUUCAUAGACCUUAGAUGGAAUUCUAUCGGUCCCAGUGGUGCUGCAGCUUUUAUCAACUUGCUUCAAAAGAAUCCGAGUCUAGCUGGGAUCCAACUUGCUGGCAACGGAAUCCCUCAGAAACUUUUGUCAGAGAUUGAUAAACUUGUUGAGGAUAAUCGUACCAACUGUGUGACACCUCAUGUUCGAGCUCACGUACCACAUCCCCUUGAGGAGGAAUUCAAGUGGGAGAACCGAGAAGGCAUGCAAGCAAUUUAUUCGGGACGAAUAGCUGCAAUGGUGGAAGAGAUAAACAACCUGAAAUCUCAUGUGGACUUGCUGAAAAAAGAAAAGGAAGAUACAAAGCUGGAAGUCUUGGAAGCUGAAAACCACGUCAAGGCUCUUAAGCUUGAGCUUACAGAGGAAGCACUCUUGAGAAAGUACGCCGACAAGGAAGCGAAUCAAGUGAAGGAAGAGUUAUACGCUACACAACAAAAACUCGCUCAUGCUGAGGAAAAGCUAGCAGAAGAUGCUCGAGUUGCCAGUAGCACUGCAGAAGCGCACAAUGCUGCUCUUGCAGAAGCUGGAAAAAGGGUGAAGGCUGCAGAAGAAAGAUAUGACGCAGUAGUAUCAGAAAAUAUUUCUUUGAAAGAUCAGAUUGCAUGCAACAAAAACGAGCACUUGAUGCAGCUCCGGUCAGUUCAGGAAAAUGCUGCUACCGAACAGCACAACGCCAUCUCUAAUGUCAAGAGGCUCGACUUUGAGCACAGGGCGAGCGUCGAAGCACACGCAAAAGAGGUUAUGAGGAUGCAAGCGGAAUUUGAGGCAGAGAUUAAACGCGUCAAUGGAGAGAAGGAAGCUGCGCUACGAGAAGUUGAUGCGUUGAAAUCGAUGACCUCGGCCCUUGAAAUGCAAUUUGCAGCAAAGGAGAAGGCCCUCCAACUGGAAAAGGAGCAAACCGAGCAAGUUUUGCUGGCCCGGGUGGCAAACGUAAAAUCUGAAAUGGAAUCGCUGCAGGCUGAACUUGACAAUAUGCGAAGAGAAGUUUCAAAGGCCAGAAAGAAACAUACCUCUGAAAUCGAAGAGUACGAGACAAAGAUCGCUCAAAGCAGAACUUUGCAGCAUCGCAUGGAGCUGGCCAAGUCCGACUUGGAAGAGAGAAUUUUCGCACUCACCAGUGACAAGGUCCAGCUACAGGAAAAAAGUAAGCUAGCAGAGGACAGAGAAAGGCUUUUGGAGAAGAAAAUGGAGCUUGAAAAGCUCAAGUAUGCAGAGCAGACUUCCGGAGAGAUUUCUAGACAUAUAGAAGAGAAACGACGCAUCGACGGAGAGCUACAGAGCGCAAGGAUCCAACUCCACAACAUGCGGAAUUCUCUUGAAGAGCUGCAAGCCGAGCAGGAACGAAGGAAAGUAGAGGUGGAAAAACGCGUCCUGGGUGUAGAAACGCAAUUUAUCGAUUGCAUCCGUCAACAGUUUGCUGGCCUGAGAAACUCCCAGUCACAUAGGUAUGUGUUAAGCAGCAAUGGUUUCAAUUAGUUUCUAUUGUCCCAGGAUCGAAGCUUAUAGUAACUUAUGAUCUUGGCAAACCUCCACGGCUCUGCCCAACGCUUGCAGCGAUCAUAACUCUCCUCGAGCAUGGGAUUGAUGGCGUAGCACUCCUCGGUGGUCGUCCCAGCUUAUGUACUCUUGUGGCUCUAUAUGGCACGCUAAUGUAGGGACUGAUGAUUCCAUUUUAGCUUAGAGGACAUUUAUAGAAAUUCCAUACAGUUCUAAGGUUUUCAACUUAGUAUACCAUUGGUAUCAAACAAUGUAAAAUAUUAUAUUUGAACCUUCAAGUUGAUUUUAA
Selaginella moellendorffii is the source of this 2584-nucleotide messenger RNA. RefSeq names its product leucine-rich repeat-containing protein 45. The coding region runs from base 325 to 2274 and encodes 649 amino acids. NCBI's taxonomy places the organism in Eukaryota, Viridiplantae, Streptophyta, Lycopodiopsida, Selaginellales, Selaginellaceae. The transcript is spliced from 25 exons. Gene Ontology annotation, molecular function: protein binding. The record is from RefSeq and is a predicted model, not a curated record. Gene Ontology annotation, cellular component: centrosome.